Saccharomycodes ludwigii is the source of this 1608-nucleotide messenger RNA. Its product is annotated as putative Xaa-Pro dipeptidase. The record is from RefSeq and is a predicted model, not a curated record. The transcript has a single exon. Bases 1 to 1608 code for a protein of 535 amino acids. NCBI's taxonomy places the organism in Eukaryota, Fungi, Ascomycota, Saccharomycetes, Saccharomycodales, Saccharomycodaceae. Gene Ontology annotation, molecular function: manganese ion binding; metalloaminopeptidase activity.
AUGGAUAACAUACAACAAGCUUCUUUAAUAGGAUCAACCUCCUUGUUAGCAAUUGGUGCACUAAAAAAAUACUUUUCAAACAACAACCAUCAACAAAAUAACUCUAUUUUGGACGAAAAAAAAAUGAACGCAACAUUACCAUUUGAACCUAUCAGAAAGAGAAGUCCCGACAUAAUUGCCAGAACAAAUACUAUUCUAGCAAAUGAAAAAUAUCCAGCCAAAGCACAUAACAACAAAGUUAAAUCUUUUUUCUACGAGUUGAAUAAGGAUCUGUCAGGGAAGAAAAUUGGUGUUUUUUUAUCAUCUUCAAUUUUAGAGCCAAUCAAAUAUUGUGAUCAAACAAAAAAAUUUAUCCAAGAAAAAUACUUUUUUUACUUAACUGGCUGUGAUUUGCCAAACACUUUUAUGUUUUAUAAUUUCCAAACGGAGAAAUUGUGUUUAUUUUUACCACCAAUCAUUAGAGAUGAUGUAGUUUGGAGUGGUAUGCCGCUUUCACCAGAAGAAGCCCUGGCCAAAUAUGAUGUUGACGAAGUUUUAUAUUCUGACAAAAUUAUGCAGUAUAUUAGCUCUGGGCAAGGCAAUUUAGAUCUGGUUUAUACUACUGAUUUAGAUCAUGCACCCAUUGAAAUCUCUUCCAAAUUGACACCGAAUGACCCUAAAUUUUUUGAGGCGAUGGAUGAAGCUAGGUUAUGUAAAGAUGACUACGAACUAUGUCUAAUGAGAAAAGCGUGUGACAUCACUGAUAAAUGUCAUCUAGCUGUUAUGAGUGCUUUGCCGAUUGAAACCAACGAAAUUCAUAUGCAGGCUGAAUUUACAUACCAUGCGAUUAGACAGGGUUCCAAAAACCAAGGGUAUGAUCCAAUCUGUUGUUCUGGUGUUAACUGUUCCACUUUACAUUAUGUUAAUAAUGAUGAUACGAUGGAAAACAAGCAUUCUGUUUUGAUUGAUGCAGGUGCAGAAUGGGAAAAUUAUACUGCAGAUGUCACUAGGUGUUUCCCAAUUGAUGGUAAAUUUACUAAGGAACAUAGGGAAAUAUAUGAAGCUGUAUUGGAUAUGCAAAAAACUGCAAUGGGUUUAAUAAGGCCAGGUGUUAAUUGGGAAGAUGUUCAUUUGGCCACCCAUCGUUGUUUAAUCAAGCAUUUUUUAAAAUUAGGAAUUUUCAGAUCUGAGUUUAGUGCCGAGGAGAUUUAUGACAGAAGAGUUACUGUUUGUUUUAACUGUACUGGUUGUGGACACAAUUUGGGGUUAAAUACACAUGAUGUUGGUGGUAGGCCAAACUAUGAGGAUCCAGAUCCAUAUUUUAGAUAUUUACGGAUUCGUAGGCCUUUAAAAGAAGGUAUGGUUGUUACUAUAGAACCAGGUAUUUAUUUUAAUCCAUUUAUUAUAAGAGAAUUUUUGACACCAUAUCCUGAAAGAGUUGAAGUUGUUGAUGAAAAAAUCAUGGAAAAGUAUUUAUACGUAGGCGGCGUUAGAAUUGAAGAUGAUUUGGUGAUUACCAAAGGUGGUUAUGAAAAUUUGACUUGUAUAACAAGUGACCCUGAUAAGAUUGAACAAAUUGUCCAGGAUGGUAUUAACAAGGGCAGGAGUCAUUAUCAUAACAUUGUAUGA